Molecule: messenger RNA, 341 nt
Organism: Telopea speciosissima
Lineage: Eukaryota; Viridiplantae; Streptophyta; Magnoliopsida; Proteales; Proteaceae
Product: nuclear transcription factor Y subunit B-10-like
Exons: 4
Coding region: 59-328 (89 amino acids)
Source: RefSeq, a predicted model, not a curated record
CGAUAAAUGUCAGCGAGAAAAAAGAAAGACGAUUAAUGGUGAUGAUCUGCUCUGGGCGAUGGCGACGUUGGGUUUCGAAGAUUAUAUUGAUCCCCUUAAGGUGUAUCUGAAUAGGAACAGAGAGAUGGAGGGUGAUACCAAGGGAUCUACAAAGAGUGGUGAUAAAAGGGAUGUUGUUGGAGUUCAACCUGGUCCAAAUGCACAAAUUGCUCAUCAGGAAUCCUUCACACAGGGAGUGAGCUAUAUGAAUUCUCAAGUAAUAAUUUUACCUCUGUUUCUAUUUCAGCAUUUAGAUCAACAUAGACAUUCCGAUCAAGCCAGACAUUAAAAAGUUAUAUUAA